GGCCUCCUCCUAAUUACUCCAUCACACGUUUCCACUUUCUCUUUCCCUCUCUACUCUUUCUCUGUCUCGUCUCCUUUCUUAUUUUUUCAAAAUUUCUUCCCUCACAAUUUGCAAUUUCCUUUAUGGACUUUUCAACUUCUCUCCAAUUCAGUCCUCCUGGUUGACAAUUCUUUGGUAAAAAAGAAAAAUGUGUUUAUCGAAACGAUCUUGAUUGAAAAGGAGGCUUUCAUUUUGUUUUAUGAACAAAUGAUUCUGCAAUUGUCUUCUUCUGCGAGUUUCAAUUUCUCGCAGAAGACAGUUAUCAUCCCUCAACUUUGUCCAUGUCAAGCUUUCACUAAUCAAAAUCUAAAGUUUCCUUUCUCUAAACGAAGAAGAAAAAAGAAUUUCUCCACUAUAUUCAGCUUUCGCGCGUGUUUAAUCCCCGCGGAUAGCAGGAACAAUAAUUUGAGCGUUGAAUUCUCCAAUUCAACGAGGCGAGGAGCCAGAAACUAUGUGGCUAAACAAAUUUCAAACGAAUUGGAGAUGGAAAAAUCUUCCUCAGCCAUCCAAAUGGGUUCAAAUUUCACCAACUUUCAAGAAGACCCUAUUGUGGAUAAACUAAGAACUCAAUUAGGAGUAAUUCAUCCGAUACCAUCUCCUCCGGUCAAUCGAAACAUUGUAGGUUUAUUCUUUUUCUUUUUCUUUGUUGGGGUAAUUUUCGAUAAAGUCUGGACUUCAAGGAAGAGAAACAACAAAUUGAGGAAUGAUGAGAAGCUACGUGGUGGGGCGUGGCCUCAGGUUCCUACUAGCUUUUCGUUGUUCUUGGAGAAGGAUUUGAUGAGAAAAGAGUCCGUGGAAUGGGUGAACAUGGUGUUGGGGAAGUUGUGGAAGGUUUAUAGAGGUGGAAUUGAGAAUUGGAUAAUUGGGUUGUUGCAGCCAGUUAUUGAUAAUUUAAAGAAGCCUGAUUAUGUUGAAAGAGUUGAGAUUAAGCAGUUCUCAUUAGGAGAUGAGCCAUUGUCCGUCAGAAAUGUUGAGCGUAGGACUUCACGUCGGGUUAAUGAUUUGCAGUACCAAAUAGGCCUUCGUUAUACUGGUGGUGCUCGCAUGCUCUUAAUGCUCUCACUGAAAUUUGGUAUUAUCCCCCUUGCUGUGCCAGUUGGUGUACGGGAUUUUGAUGUUGAUGGGGAGCUAUGGGUUAAGUUGCGAUUGAUACCAACAGAGCCUUGGGUGGGAGCUGUUUCAUGGGCUUUUGUUUCACUUCCCAAAAUCAAAUUUGAAUUGUCACCAUUCCGCCUGUUUAAUUUAAUGGCAAUUCCUGUUCUGUCAAUGUUUUUGACUAAACUUCUCACUGAGGAUUUGCCUCGAUUAUUUGUACGUCCAAAGAAGAUAGUUUUAGAUUUCCAGAAAGGAAAAGCAGUUGGCCCGGUUGCUAAUGAUUUCAAAUCAGGGGAAAUGCAAGAAAGGAACAAGGAUUUUGUUGGAGAACUAUCUGUGACACUUGUAGAUGCCCGAAAACUCUUUUAUGUUUAUGGCAAAACAGAUCCAUAUGUUGUUCUAAACUUGGGGGAUCAAAUUAUAAGCAGUAAAAAGAACAGUCAAACAACUGUGAUUGGACCACCUGGUGAGCCAAUAUGGAAUCAGGAUUUUCAUUUGCUUGUAGCGAACCAUAGGAAACAAAAAUUAUACAUCCAAGUAAAGGAUUCUUUUGGCUUCACAGAUAUGACAAUCGGUACAGGAGAGGUUGAUCUGGGUUCUCUUCAAGACACUGUACCAACAGAUAGAAUUGUGGUUUUGCAAGGAGGUUGGGGAUUGUUUGGAAGGGGGUCUUCCGGAGAGUUAUUACUUCGACUGACAUAUAAAGCAUAUGUCGAGGAUGAAGAAGAUGACACAGUUGGAGCAGAAUCCAUUGAUACAGAUGCAUCAGAUGAUGAAUUGUCUGAUUCUGAUGAUUUAAACGCUUCUUAUGAACGAGGUGAAAGAGAUUUUUCAAAUGAAACUGACAAGGAGUCAUUUAUGGAUGUUCUAGCUGCUUUAAUUGUGAGUGAGGAAUUUCAAGGAAUAGUUACAUCUGAAACUGGAUAUAACAAAAUUUUUGAUGAUGCCUCAAGUACUGGGUCUACGAUGUUGAGAUCACGUGGUCCUAAUGCUGAAUCUGUGACAUCAGAUUUGGAUGCGGCUUCUGGAGGGUCAUCCUUAUUUUGGCUUGCUGUAGCAACAAGUAUAUUAGUGCUAAUUGCUAUCAAUAUGGGUGGCUCAAGCUUCUUCAACCCUUGAAUUGAACUGCCAGAGCUUGUUUCUUGCACGUUUUUUUGACCAAGCUUGGUAAUACUACAAACUCCAUACUUAUAAGAGAUGGCUCACAUACUGGAUUCUAUUUUUUGUUGUUGCCAGUGUUCAACAUAGUGAUUUAAAUUUCUAGUAGAAGAAUGUAUUAUUGGCGGCAGGGAUUCUUUGGGAUUGGAUUCCACAUACAUCAAAGUUCUGAAGGGUAGGAAUUUUAAGCUUCCUUUUAUCCAAUUCAUUAAAGGUGUAUUUUUCAUAUGAAACAGGUCUAUUAAUAAUUUAAAAAUUUUUGCCCCUUACAAACGGAAGAAAGCAUUGACCGUGGAUUGGGGCACAGGUUAUCACAUUAACUGUGGAGCAAUGCUUUAGUAGUUUUGGAGGUACUUUUAUCAUUCUUAUUUGCCAUUAAAAAUCAGAAGGCCUAUAAGAUUUUUUUUUUUUCCUUUGUCUA
Messenger RNA from Mangifera indica (mango), 2713 nucleotides. RefSeq names its product tricalbin-3-like. The transcript is spliced from 9 exons. Gene Ontology annotation, molecular function: lipid binding. The record is from RefSeq and is a predicted model, not a curated record. Bases 247 to 2253 code for a protein of 668 amino acids. NCBI's taxonomy places the organism in Eukaryota, Viridiplantae, Streptophyta, Magnoliopsida, Sapindales, Anacardiaceae.